Molecule: messenger RNA, 1290 nt
Organism: Lodderomyces pseudojiufengensis
Lineage: Eukaryota; Fungi; Ascomycota; Pichiomycetes; Serinales; Debaryomycetaceae
Gene: RPT5
Product: proteasome regulatory particle base subunit
Exons: 1
Coding region: 1-1290 (429 amino acids)
Biological process (GO): proteasome-mediated ubiquitin-dependent protein catabolic process
Cellular component (GO): proteasome regulatory particle, base subcomplex
Molecular function (GO): ATP binding; ATP hydrolysis activity; proteasome-activating activity
Source: RefSeq, a predicted model, not a curated record
AUGGUAACGUUAGAAGAAUUAGAAAAUAUACCAGAAGAAGAAACUUCAAUAGAUUUGGAAAUAUUACAAUCAUCAACAUCAGAUAUAAUAAAUAGAACUAAAUUGUUGGAUAAUGAUAUAAAAGUAAUGAGAUCAGAAAGUCAAAGAUUAACUCAUGAAAAAACAAUGAUGUUAGAAAGAAUCAAAGAUAAUCAAGAUAAAAUAAACAAUAAUAAACAAUUGCCUUAUUUAGUUGGAAAUGUAGUUGAAUUAUUAAACUUGGAUGUUGAAAAAGAAGCAAAUGAACAAGGUGCAAAUAUAGAUAUUGAUGCUGCUCGAAGUGGGAAAAGUGCAGUUAUAAAAACUUCAACAAGACAAACUAUAUUCUUACCAAUGAUUGGAUUAGUAGAUCAUGAAAAUUUAAAACCAAAUGAUUUAAUUGGUGUUAAUAAAGAUUCUUAUUUAAUUUUAGAUACAUUACCUUCAGAAUAUGAUUCCAGAGUUAAAGCAAUGGAAUUGGAUGAAAAACCAACGGAAACUUACUCAAAUAUUGGAGGAUUAGAUAAUCAAAUUGAAGAGUUAAUUGAAGCUGUUGUAUUACCAAUGAAACAAGCGGAUAAAUUUAAAAAAUUAGGUAUUAAACCUCCAAAAGGAGCAUUAAUGUAUGGGCCACCUGGUACUGGAAAAACAUUAUUAGCAAGAGCAUGUGCAGCACAAUCUGGUGCUACAUUUUUAAAAUUAGCAGCACCACAAUUAGUUCAAAUGUUUAUUGGAGAUGGUGCAAAAUUAGUAAGAGAUGCAUUUGCUUUAGCAAAAGAAAAAGCUCCAACAAUUAUUUUUAUAGAUGAAUUGGAUGCUAUAGGUACAAAAAGAUUUGAUUCAGAUAAAAGUGGUGAUAGAGAAGUACAAAGAACAAUGUUGGAAUUAUUAAAUCAAUUAGAUGGUUUUGGUUCUGAUGAUAGAGUAAAAGUAUUAGCAGCAACAAAUAGAGUAGAUACAUUGGAUCCUGCUUUAUUAAGAAGUGGUAGAUUAGAUAGAAAAAUUGAAUUCCCAUUACCAUCAGAAGAAGCAAGAGAAUCCGUUUUAAAGAUUCAUGCUAGAAAAUUACAUUGUGAUAAUGAUUCUAUAAAUUGGAGAGAAUUAGCAAGAUCAACGGAUGAAUUUAAUGGUGCUCAAUUGAAAGCUGUUACUGUGGAAGCAGGUAUGAUUGCAUUAAGAAAUGGUAAAUCUAUAAUAAGACAUGAAGACUUUGUUGAAGCUAUUGGGGAAGUACAAGCAAGAAAAUCAAAAUCUGUUAAUUUUUAUGCAUAA